AUGUAUAUAUAUGAAAUAACUCAAACGUGAAACUGCUUGAAACUGAUCAUAACAGGAACAGGAUAAAAGGAGGAAUGCGGUCGUUUUUGGGUUAAAAUACUGUGUAGUAUUGAGUUAUGUUGGUUUUGAUUUUUCUGUUUCAAAUAUUUGGCCAAAGCGUUUGUCAAAAUGUAACCAGACCCAACAUUGUGAUGGUGAUGAGUGAUGCAUUUGAUGGGCGAUUGACCUUUUACCCUGGGAGUAAUGUUGUGCAGUUGCCCUUCAUAAACUACCUCAGGGAGCUUGGUGCCACCUUCCUGAAUGCCUACACCAACUCUCCCAUCUGCUGCCCCUCAAGAGCAGCCAUGUGGAGUGGUCAGUUUGUUCACCUUACUCAGUCUUGGAACAACUACAAGUGCCUUGAUGCCAAUGCAACAACAUGGAUGGACUUGCUGAAGGUGAAUGGGUAUCACACUAAGAUGGUGGGCAAGCUGGACUACACCUCAGGGAGUCACUCUGUCAGCAAUCGAGUGGAGGCCUGGACACGAGAUGUUCAGUUCCUCCUUCGUCAAGAAGGCCGACCCAUUGCACAACUUGUUGGGAAUAUGUCAACAGUAAAGAUCAAGAAAGAAGACUGGAAAAACACUGACUUGGCUGCCCAGUGGAUCCGCCAGAGAGCUGCUUCCUCACAACAGCCUUUUGCUCUUUAUCUUGGCCUAAACUUACCUCAUCCCUAUAAAACUGAAUCCCUGGGGCCCACUGCAGGGGGCUCUACCUUCCUUACCUCACCAUACUGGUUGACAAAGGUAUCUUCAGAUCUGGUUUCUCUUCCUAAAUGGCUUCCCAUGACUGCCAUGCACCCCGUUGACUACUACUCCACCUUCACCAAGAACUGCAGUGGUGUUUUCUCUGAGCAGGAAGUCAAAAGCAUUCGGGCCUUCUAUUAUGCCAUGUGUGCUGAAGCCGAUGCAAUGCUGGGCCAGGUCAUUUCAGCACUGAGAGAAACCUGCCUGCUUAACAACACUGUUGUAAUCUUCACGGCUGAUCAUGGAGAGCUGGCUAUGGAGCAUAGGCAGUUCUACAAGAUGUCCAUGUUUGAGGGCAGCUCCCAUGUUCCUCUGCUCAUCAUGGGCCCGGGCUUGAAAUCUGGAGUGCAGCUCAAUCAAAUGGUGUCUUUGGUCGAUCUCUACCCAACUAUACUUGACAUUGCUGGUAUUUCAGUGUUAGGUAACCUCAGUGGCUACUCGCUGCUUCCUCUUCUGUCUAAGUCCAGUGGUUUUCCCCAGACGCGACAUCCAGACUGGGUUCUGAGUGAAUAUCAUGGCUGCAAUGCCAACGCAUCUACAUAUAUGCUGAGAGCUGGCCAGUGGAAAUACAUUGCCUAUGCAGAUGGUCUGAGUGUCCCUCCUCAGCUUUUUGACCUCACUUUGGAUAAGGAAGAACUUCACAAUCUCGUUUUUAAGUUCCCUGAUGUCCAGGUCCUUCUGGACAGGCUGUUGCGUAGUAUUGUAGACUAUCCAAAAGUCUCCGCUACUGUCCAUCUCUACAGUAAGAAGGCAUUUGGUGCCUGGCGCAAUAGUCUUGGGACAAACUACAGCCAUGUCAUCGCUAACCUCAGAUGGCAUGUGGAUUGGCAAAAAGAUGUGCUAGCCAAUGAGAAGGCUAUUGAUAGGUGGCUCUAUGGCUUUCAGUGACAUGUAUACUGUUUUGAUUGUAAGGACAAAUAAUCAUAAG
Messenger RNA from Thalassophryne amazonica, 1713 nucleotides. RefSeq names its product arylsulfatase family, member K (gene arsk). NCBI's taxonomy places the organism in Eukaryota, Metazoa, Chordata, Actinopteri, Batrachoidiformes, Batrachoididae. The coding region runs from base 117 to 1673 and encodes 518 amino acids. The record is from RefSeq and is a predicted model, not a curated record. The transcript is spliced from 8 exons.